GAUGGCGAUGCUUGCGAGCCGCCAUGCUCUGCUAUUUACGCCACGCUUAUACAGACUCUUCAGUCACUGCCUUCGCGGAUUCACGAAUGUUUUCGCGUGGAGCACAAAUUGUGCUCGUGCAUAAAAUUUACCCCCCGUCGUCAUCGAUGCCGACGCGACGCGUUCACUGUGAAGCCCGAAAGUGAAGCUCCGCGAGCUUGCAAAAAGAGAGACAAAGGCGCCUCCUGUUUGUGUUACACGCCGCACUUGUUGGUCUCAACAUUCGACAUGCCAUAACCACCUGGAAUCUCUUCUUGCCUACCGGUUUGUGCAUACCGCUGACUGCCAGGCAAUAUGCCACGAACAAAAUCCUCGCGGAAGAGGCAAAGCCGCUUGGAAUUCACGCCUUUGCCGUCUUCAUCUCCCGCCUCUAAGCACUACAACGAGCAGAUACGGAGCCGAGCUGCUGCUGUGACGAUUGAAGACUCUCCAAAUCCAACGCGACAUGCUCGCUCGCUCCGCGACGAUGACGAAGACGACGAUGCCACGCUUCCGACACCAGGCGCGACUGCGCCAGAUGCCGCUGGAGACAGCGACAGCGAGCCUGUGCGAACAACUCAGAGACGACAAGAUCGCUCCUCGCCAGCACCAAAAAGCUCGAGCUCCAGUCGCAGAGCAAAAGCUAGGCAACAGCAACUGGACUUCACACGAGCCCGACACCCCGACACUUUCGACGCUCCUGUCAAAGUCGCCUCGUCCCACCCCGCCUCCUCAGGGAAAGGCGUGUUUUCCUCGGGUGGGCACUCGAGAAUGGUCGAACUCUCAAGCGACUCGGACUCUGACCUGCCAUCAGCCAAGAAGGUGAUGGCACGAGCGAAGGACAAACGCCGGGUUGAAGAUAAGAAGGGGCGCAUUACACGCAGCUCUCAGCGACCUGUGGUGCUGUCGGACAGCGACCAGGAAGGUAUUGUUGUUGCCUCGAAGAAGAGUCCUGUCGAAGAGGCGAGUGGUGCUGAGGACAGCGGCGAUGACAUGCCCACGACUCAAGGACGAAUGCCUCGGAAGCGGAAGAGGAGGACAUCUGAUGACGAUUUCAUCAGUGACUCCCUGCCUGCAGCAGCAGACAGCGAUGACGAUGUCGUGGAGGUGAGGAGACCGAAGCGGAAGCGUCUCCAGCAGGCCAGCGACGAAGAGGAAGAAGAGGACGAGGAGACACAUCAGAGUGUCAAGACACCUAGGCGGCGGUUAGCCAAGAGAUCGAGCCAGCUAUCACAACGUGAGAAAGAGGACCUCGCCGAGGAUCUCGCUGAUUUAGGAUCCAGCAGCGAAGCGCGAUCCUCCCCGGGACCGCCUCGCAGCACCCAAUCUGCCGAGAAGAAUGCUAGACUGAAGGCUCUAGAAAAGCUAAAGCGGAAGCGAGGUCGUGCAUUAGAGGUGGUCAGCGAAGCACCUGAAGGCCUCAGUGAGGGAGAAACAGGCUCACAGAACGAUGCAGAUGCAGCUGACGACAGCGAGGUCGAGGAAGUACGACCGCCUCUCAGCAGUCAUCAAAUGUUCAGAGCCGAUGAAGGGGACGAAGACUUCCUGGUUGACGAGGAGGAGGGCGACGAAGACCUUUUGGGCAUCCCAGAUGGCAUACCACUGCAAUACACGAGAUACGCCUCGAUGAAAGGAAAAGAGCUCUUCCACUUCGCGAUCUCCUGGAUGGUGCAGAAGAAAAUCAAUCCUGGACCCGACAUGAACGCGGAAAUCUACGACCUCACUUUCCGGAAACUUGACGAUGAGGUCCGAGGGCUGGCGUCGUCGAAAUUCACGUCAUCAGCUUGGACUGCCGAUUUCACCAUUGCGCUGCAAGCUCGGCCUGAGAUCGCCUAUCACAGAUCGGAAAUACCUCUGAAAGACAAAUGUGAUGCGUGCAACCGAUCACAGCACCCGGCUACGUACGAAGUGCAAUUCCAGAAGAAGCCUUACAGCCGAGACACACUCGAUCCACUAGACGAUCAAGAUGAGUCCGAAUCGUCGUCAUCGUCCUCUUCUAACGACGGGGUCAAUGACUCCGGUGCCUUGCCCGACUACGAUACCCUAGGCCGUGAAGUCCUUCCUGAGAACACCAUCUUUUACCUCGGGAAGUUCUGUAUGGCCAAUGCCGUCACAGCUCACGCAUUGUCGCAUUGGAAAUACCAACUUUACGACGUUGUGGUAACGUGCUUGGAGCAGGCUGGGUACCUGAAGCCGGACAAAGUUCUACAGCGCGACAAAUUAUCAACGAAGAAGAGAAAGAAGCAGGCUAGAAAGAUCAUGAAGCGCAUGGAGGACGAAGGCGAGCUUAGGUCGCUGUGGAAGACUUUCCGCGACGCUAUCGAUGAUGCGCGCAAUUCCAAGACACGGAGUCGAUUUGGAGGGGACUCUCCUUGA
This is a messenger RNA of Cercospora beticola, 2394 nucleotides long. Its product is annotated as DUF4211 domain-containing protein. Gene Ontology annotation, cellular component: nucleus. NCBI's taxonomy places the organism in Eukaryota, Fungi, Ascomycota, Dothideomycetes, Mycosphaerellales, Mycosphaerellaceae. The record is from RefSeq and is a predicted model, not a curated record.